CCCGGGCUCGGGACCGGCGGCACUUCCCUUCCCGCGGGCAGGUCUGGGAAGCCAGGAGGAUUUAUUCCUAUAAAAAUGGCAGCAAAGUCAUCGCUCCUUAAAGUAAUACUGCUAGGAGAUGGUGGAGUUGGUAAAAGUUCUCUUAUGAACAGAUACGUCACCAACAAGUUCGAUGCACAGCUAUUUCAUACUAUAGGUGUGGAAUUCUUAAAUAAAGAGCUGGAAGUGGAUGGACAUUUUGUUACAAUGCAGAUAUGGGACACAGCAGGUCAGGAACGUUUUAGGAGCUUGCGGACUCCUUUCUAUAGAGGUUCUGACUGCUGCCUGCUAACCUUCAGCGUGGAUGACUCUCAAAGCUUCCAAAACUUAAGCAACUGGAAGAAAGAAUUCAUUUAUUAUGCAGAUGUCAAGGAGCCUGAAAAUUUUCCAUUUGUGAUACUGGGUAACAAAGUUGAUAUCGACGAAAGGCAAGUGUCUACAGAAGAAGCCCAAGACUGGUGCAGGAAUAAUGGCAACCACCCAUAUUUUGAAACCAGUGCAAAAGAUGCCACUAACGUUGCAGCAGCCUUUGAAGAAGCAGUUAGAAGAGUUCUAGCCUCUGAAGAUAGAUCAGAUCAUUUUAUUCAAACAGAUACAGUAAACCUUCAUCGGAAACCGAAACCCAGUUCAUCAUGUUGUUGACUUAAUGGUGUUUUUUGGGCCAAAUUACCUUUGACUAGCUUGCUCUAUUAAAAGGAUGAGGAAAGUGUAGUAGAAAAAAAUAACAGAUGGGUUUCACUCUAAUAUUAAAAUUGUAACAAUUCCGCUGCUUUCUUGGGAGAGCAAAAGAAAAAUUUCCAUUCUUGAGUGAUCCAUUACUGAAUUAGUGACACUUUCUAUUUAGGAAGGUGUCAAGUGAAAACAUUAAUAUAAGAAUGUAAUUUGCCAACUUUACUCAAAUGAUAAAUACUUUGAAUAUAAUUAAAACUUGAAAGUUCUAGAAGCACUACUUUGGAGAAACUGUUCUGGAAUUCAGGCACAAAGAUUACUUUAUAUAUGUAUAUUUUUAUGAAAUCAGCAUUCCAUUUCUGUUUCUCUAGAAGUCAGUUUCUUAAUGCUAGAUAUUAAACUUCAGUCUCACUACAUUCCUUUUGCUGUGAGUGGUACUUCAUCUCUAAUGUGUUAAAUUAAUAUAAAUAACUUGCAGGACUUCUUUGCCUAAUGUUGUUACAAUUUGUGUAGGUUUUUAAGUAGGAAAUAAAUUUCCUACUUCUUUGAAGUCCGUUUUCCUUUCACUUACUAUUCUAAUGCAGUAAUAAUUUUUUCCAGUAGUUUGAUGCAAGACACUCAUGAUUAUCGUUUUGUUAAGUUAAUGCGUCUUUGCCUUAAGUCCUGUAAUUACCCACAAGAUUAAAAAAAAAAUCUGACUACCUGAAGUAUAACUAUUUUUAGUUAUGAAAAAGAUAUAUUUUAUUCAGUCAGCUUUAAUAGCACUUGAAGGGAUCCACAAUAUGACAAAUGUGUAGAAGAACUUUUAGUAUACAGCCUUAAAGUUCCAAACUUCUUGUUACUAUUAACCUGAGCUAUGAAUGUGUUUACCAGUAAUCUCUGCACUGUGAAACUAAGGACUGGCAAUACGUAGAGAACUCAGGAAGCUCUUGACUUGCGAUAGUUUUCUGCCCUAAUACAAGUAAAUACCUACAGCUAGUGUUUGACCUGAAUUUGAUCCUUAAAUUACUCUCUUAGGAUGCGGACUUAGACAUUCAAGACAAUGUCUUUUUAUAUUAUUGUACUCGUUACGUGGUCAUGAACAGAAGCAAAUUCUGUAUUUAAUGGGCGGUCUUUCUGUGUAAUGCAGGUGAAACCACAGGUGGGGUAUUUGAGGCUCUUCAUUGCAGUUAAAUAGGAGACUACUUGUAUGAGAAGCUGCUGAACUCUCAGAGUACCCACUGUCCUUGUAACAGCAAACUUGAUAGUGCUAUUGCUUCAAUGUGUAAUCUGACUGCUAACACAGGCAUGCACGUGCACACCUUGUGGACUUCAAAAGGGAGUCUGAGGACAGGGCAUGUUACUAAACUAUGCAGACUCAGUUUUCUGUACAGCAGCUCUUUCGUUUCAAUAGAAUGGUCCUUCCUAAGGGUACAGUAACAGAAAGUUUUUAAUGCAUCUGUUCAGUCUGUACCAGGUGUAAUUAUUUGGAAGUAA
This is a messenger RNA of Indicator indicator, 2184 nucleotides long. It is a transcript of the gene RAB9A, whose product is annotated as RAB9A, member RAS oncogene family. Gene Ontology annotation, molecular function: GTP binding; GTPase activity. Gene Ontology annotation, biological process: Rab protein signal transduction; retrograde transport, endosome to Golgi. The record is from RefSeq and is a predicted model, not a curated record. The transcript is spliced from 2 exons. Bases 76 to 681 code for a protein of 201 amino acids. Gene Ontology annotation, cellular component: phagocytic vesicle; late endosome; lysosome. Lineage: Eukaryota; Metazoa; Chordata; Aves; Piciformes; Indicatoridae.